UUAAAACUACUUUUAUAAUAUUUUAUAAUUUAAAUUAUAAGUUGUGUAUGUAUUCAGUAUUCUUAAGGUCAGCUAGUGAAGCCUCGUCUCUAUCCUAUAAGCUUAAUGUCUAUUUUAUUUAACUUGUUUUAGUGGUGUCUUGAGCUUGCUGAGCUCCUUCUACACACUUUUUGAGCUGCUCUAUCUUCCACAUCAUCUCCACAUCUUAAAGUUCAAAUCCUUGCUUGACCCUUUAUUAGCUACACUCUAAUCUUGAUUCUUCACUAUUUUAAAGGCCCUGUCUUUGAUUAUUUUGAGUUGCAAACUGGAAAGUAUCUCGUAAACAGUGUGCUUUGUGCUAAUCUGUUAGAUCCCUUUCACAACUUGCAUAUACAAAUAUCAGUAGUAUCACACUCAUGGGUUUCAAUUUGCUAUUCAUAUUGUGUAUAUCUUUUUGAAAUCUGGCUUUAUUCCAUUUUACUACUUGUGGGGUGUGGGGAAAAAAAAAGAAAAGAAUCUUUUAUUAAUAGCAAAAGGGUUUUUAGUUUCUUCCCCUUUCUUGCAUCUUUUAGGCUGUAGCUUCAUAAGCCCAGUUUAAUUAUUACUAGAAUCAUACCAUUUUAUGUGACUUAUUUUCUGUUUUGAUCUUAUAUUUCUUUUUAGGCUGCAAAGAUUUGUGCUUUUAGCUUAAUCUGUUGUAGUUUUAGGUCUAAUCUAGCUCUUCAAUUAUUACCUUUUUAAGCCUUAGUUUCAGUGUGUUACAAAUUUUGAGGUCAGCUAAGCACAGCUAGUUAUGGGAAAUCUUGUGUUGGUAGUUUGUGUAUUGGUGGUUUCACUACUUUCACUUGGAAAUUUUGUGGAUGGAAUUGGUGCGAAUUGGGGCACACAAGCAUCUCACCAGCUACCACCUGAUAAGGUGGUUAGGAUGCUGAGGGAUAAUGGAAUUCAGAAAGUUAAGCUUUUUGAUGCUGAUUACGGGGCUCUGAGAGCUCUACGUAAUACUGGCAUCGAGGUUAUGGUUGGAAUUCCCAACGAGAUGUUAGCGACUCUGGCUUCAAGCCCAAAGGCAGCUGAGAAAUGGGUGUCUAAAAAUGUGUCUGCUCAUAUGGGUAGUGGUGGUGCUAGCAUCAGGUAUAUUGCAGUUGGAAAUGAACCUUUCCUGGAAACAUACAACGGGAGCUUCCUCCAGACAACCUUCCCUGCCCUGCGAAACAUCCAAAAUGCCCUGACAAAAGCUGGGCUUAACAGACAAGUGAGAGUCACAUGCCCCCUGAAUGCCGAUGUCUAUGAGAGCUCAACCAGUAACCCGUCAGGUGGUAAUUUCAGAGCUGCAAUCCAAAAUUACAUGUUGCAGAUUGUCAAGUUUUUGAAUGAUAAUGGUGCUCCAUUUACUGUCAACAUCUAUCCUUUUAUAAGCCUUUACACAGAUGCUAACUUCCCGAUCGAAUAUGCUUUCUUUGAUGGCAAUUCGUCACCUAUAAAUGAUAAUGGGGCAAGUUACAACAAUAUGUUUGAUGCAAAUUAUGAUACUCUUGUAUGGGCAUUACGAAAAAAUGGCUUUCCGGAUAUGCAGAUUAUAGUGGGAGAAGUCGGUUGGCCAACCGACGGGGACCGAAAUGCUAAUUCUCUGCUAGCUCAACGAUUCAACCAAGGGUUUAUGUCUCAUAUAGCAGGUGGAAAAGGAACCCCAAUGAGAAAUGGUCCAAUUGAUGUCUAUCUGUUCAGUUUGAUUGAUGAGGAUGAGAAGAGCGUUCAACCAGGGAACUUUGAACGUCAUUGGGGAAUAUUUACCUAUGAUGGGCUACCAAAGUAUGCCUUGAACCUUGGCACAACAAAUUCAGGAGUCUUGGUACCGGCAAGAAAUGUGCAGUAUUUGGAGCGUAAAUGGUGUGUGAUGAAGCCACAAGCAUCACUUGAUGAUCCCCAGGUGGCACAGAGUGUGAGCUAUGCUUGUGGCCUAGCUGACUGCACAUCCCUCGGCUACGGGACAUCAUGUGGAAAUUUGGACGAACACGGCAACGUUUCCUAUGCAUUCAACAGUUACUACCAGAAGAAUAAUCAGCUUGACACUGCUUGCAAAUUCCCCGGGCUGUCAAUGAUCACAAAAACGGAUCCAUCAGUUGGAACUUGCAGGUUUGGGUUGAUGAUCCAGCCAUACUAUGCAGGUGCUGGGAGGACAUUUGGCUGUAUCCAAAAGAGAUGGAGUUUUCUGUCUGCUGCUAUUGUGCUUCUCUCGACAGUUCUUUAAGUUAUCUUUGCAUUUGUAACUGUCUGUAAACUCUUAGGAAUUGUAGGUGAAACUAUUUGGUGAAUAGACUGCAAUAUUCAAUUUUUGCA
Messenger RNA from Daucus carota subsp. sativus, 2316 nucleotides. Its product is annotated as glucan endo-1,3-beta-glucosidase 6. Gene Ontology annotation, molecular function: hydrolase activity, hydrolyzing O-glycosyl compounds. The coding region runs from base 773 to 2227 and encodes 484 amino acids. Gene Ontology annotation, biological process: carbohydrate metabolic process. Gene Ontology annotation, cellular component: plasma membrane. Lineage: Eukaryota; Viridiplantae; Streptophyta; Magnoliopsida; Apiales; Apiaceae. The record is from RefSeq and is a predicted model, not a curated record. The transcript has 2 exons.